This is a messenger RNA of Coccidioides posadasii C735 delta SOWgp, 1171 nucleotides long. RefSeq lists its product as uncharacterized. The record is from RefSeq and is a predicted model, not a curated record. Gene Ontology annotation, molecular function: SNAP receptor activity; SNARE binding. Gene Ontology annotation, cellular component: late endosome membrane; Golgi apparatus; ER to Golgi transport vesicle membrane. NCBI's taxonomy places the organism in Eukaryota, Fungi, Ascomycota, Eurotiomycetes, Onygenales, Onygenaceae. Gene Ontology annotation, biological process: Golgi to vacuole transport; retrograde transport, endosome to Golgi; intracellular protein transport.
CACGCUUCACCUAGUUCACGUCGUUCAACGUCGCAUGCCACACACCAUUAUCGCUUCCAUCAACGAUAUAUGAGGUCGUUGUGACCAAAGAUUCGAUCCCUCCUUUUGGUUCUAUCCUCAUCUCACCAGAUCCUGUCCUCGCGGGUUGACAACGUAUCGCCCCCAUCUCCGUCCCGGCGGCUUCCACAACAUCCAGGCAUACUUCAAGUUAGCACCCGAUAUCAACUUUCUCGACUCUAUCUUUCAAUAUCUACGCGAUGUCGAACCCGUUAGACACAGAUGCUGGCUCUGAAUUAUUUAGCAGCUAUGAAGCUGAGCUGAAACUCGUCCAGGCGGACCUCAACCAGAAACUCGACCAGAUCGCUGAGGCUGUAGGAGAAGAAAGGAAGUCGGCCAUAAGACAGGCCGAAAGAGCGCUAGAUGAGGCCAAUGAAUUGCUCGACCAGAUGCGCAUAGAGAAGGAGAACAUCCCGUCCACAACCCGUUCAAAAGUCAACGCACGGUUCCGGAACUUCUUGAGCGACAUCGAUGAAGUAAAAAGAAAGUUAAAGUCCCUUUCCGAUGAUCGUAAAGCCCUCUUCGGUGAUAGAUAUAGAGAUGAACCUAACAGUGUCAAUGAUCAACACCUUGAGCAAAGACAGCAACUCCUAGAAGGGACAGAGCGUUUGGGUCGGAGUUCAGCUCGUCUGCAGGAGAGCCAGAGGAUAGCACUGGAGACGGAAGAUAUUGGUCGAAGUACACUAGCAGACCUUCAUAUUCAGCGCGAGACGAUCGAGCAUACGAGGGCUGGAUUGUUAGAAAGUGAGGGAUAUGUCGAUCGAAGUGUGAAGACGUUGAGGGGGAUGGCACGUAGGAUGGCUACGAAUCGGAUAAUUACUAUUGCAAUUAUCACCGUUCUCAUUCUUCUUAUCGUUGCGGUUGUCUACAGCAAGUUUCAUUGAAUGACUCGAAUAGGUAAUAUACGGCGUUUUAGGUGAUGUUUGAUAUCCGUUUUUGCAGCCAGCAUCACAACCCUUGUAUGAUUUAUUGCUUUGCAUUUUUGGCUUCCGGCAAUCAAAAUGAUUGCCUGCAUGUUGCUUUUUAUAAGAUCGCUUUUUGUAUAAACCAGCCGGGGGUGUCAUAUGUAUAGUCACAUCUAAUAACGCCUCCAAAUAACAUGCCAAUCCUAACA